CUAAAGCCAAAACAAACCUGUUUGUGAAGGCAGUCACAGUCAGACGAGUUUUGUUUUGUUUUGUUUUAAGAAUUAGAAAGUCCUUAGCAAAGAUAUUUCGGAGGGUCGACGGUGGACCUGGUGAUUGGGAAUUAAAAAGGGUUUUUCCUCUGGGAUCAGACAUAACAGUACAGAUGGCGCAAACAAACGCACAUCGCUACAAAAGGCAAGUGACAGUUUUCAUUCUGUUGAUGGUUUUGUGGGAGGUGGGUUCAGAAUCGAUUCAGUAUUCUGUUUUGGAGGAGACAGAAACUGGCACGUUUGUGGCUAAUUUGACUGAGGACCUGGGACUCAGGACUGGGGAGCUGGCCGCUCGGGGCGCCCGGGUUGUUUUCAGCGGGAACAGACAGCGUUUGCAGCUUGACCCACAGACACAGGAUUUGCUGCUGAAUGAAAAGCUGGACCGGGAGGAGCUGUGCGGCUCCACCGAGCCGUGUCUGCUGCCCUUCCAGGUGUUGCUGGAAAAUCCCUUGCAGUUUUUCCAGGCGGUCUUGCGAGUCAGAGACAUUAAUGACCACGCCCCGAAGUUCCCCGCUAGUGAAAUGCUACUACAAAUAUCAGAAAUUACUCCGCCAGGAAAGAUCUUUCCUUUGAAAAUGGCGCAGGAUUUAGACGUGGGUAGCAACGGCCUUCAGAGCUAUGUAAUCACCUCCAAUUCUCACUUCCACGUGGUCACCCGCAAUCGCAGCGACGGCAGAAAGUUCCCAGAGCUGGUCCUGGACGAAGCGCUGGACCGCGAGGGGCAGGCGGAGUUCCGGCUGACCCUCACCGCGCUGGACGGUGGGUCUCCGUCCCGGUCGGGGACCACGGAGGUGCAGAUCCGGGUCCUGGACGUCAACGACAACUCCCCCGAGUUUGCAAAGGAGCUGUAUGAGGCGCAAGUCCCUGAAAACAACUCCCUUGGCUCGCUGGUUAUCACCGUCUCAGCGACAGAUUCAGAUGCAGGAUCCUUCGGAGAAGUAUCUUAUGCUCUGUUUCAAGCCGAUGAUGUUGAUCAACCCUUUGAAAUAAACGCAAUCACAGGGGAAAUUCGACUGAGAAAGAUGUUGGAUUUUGAGAAAUUUACAUCUUAUCAUGUGGAUGUUGAUGCCACAGAUGGUGGGGGACGAUCAGGAAAAUGCUCUAUAAUCAUCAAGGUUCUGGACGUGAAUGAUAACGCCCCUGAACUGACCAUGUCGUCCCUCAUCAGCCCCAUCCCUGAAAACCAGCCAGAGACAAUAGUGGCAGUUUUCAGUGUAUCAGAUGCAGAUUCUGGACAAAACCAGCAAGUUAUUUGUUCUAUAGAUGACAACAUCCCCUUUCUUUUAAGACCAUCAGUAGAGAAUUUCUACACUUUGGUAACAGAAGGAGCUCUGGACAGAGAGCGCCAGACCGAGUACAACAUCACCAUCACCGUCACCGACAUGGGGACGCCCAGACUGAAAACCCAGCACAACAUAACCGUGCUGGUCUCCGACGUCAACGACAACGCCCCGGCCUUCACCCAAACCUCCUACACCCUCUUCAUCCGCGAGAACAACAGCCCCGCCCUGCACAUGGGCAGCGUCAGCGCCACAGACACAGACGCGGGCGCCAACGCCCAGGUCACCUACUCGCUGCUGCAGCCCCAGGACCCCAGCCUGCCCCUCCACUCGCUGGUGUCCAUCAACGCCGACAACGGCCACCUGUUCGCCCUGAGGGCGCUGGACUUCGAGGCCCUGCAGGCGUUCGAGUUCCUGGUGGGCGCCACAGACCGCGGGGCCCCGGCGCUGAGCAGCCAGGCGCUGGUGCGCGUGCAGGUGCUGGACGCCAACGACAACGCGCCCUUCGUGCUCUACCCGCUGCAGAACGGCUCUGCGCCCUGCACCGAGCUGGUGCCCAGGGCGGCCGAGCCCGGCUACCUGGUGAGCAAGGUGGUGGCGGUGGACGGCGACUCGGGCCAGAACGCCUGGCUGUCCUACCAGCUGCUCAAGGCCACGGAGCCCGGGCUGUUCGGCGUGUGGGCGCACAACGGCGAGGUGCGCACGGCGCGGCUGCUGAGCGAGCGCGACGCGGCCAAGCACAGGCUGCUGCUGCUGGUGAAGGACAACGGCGAGCCGCCGCUGUCGGCCAGCGUCACGCUGCACGUGCUGCUGGUGGACGGCUUCUCGCAGGCCUACCUGCCGCUGCCCGAAGCGGCGGCGGCGCCCGCGGCCCAGAGCGACCCGCUCACGGUCUACCUGGUCAUCGCGCUGGCGUCGGUGUCGUCGCUCUUCCUGUUCUCGGUGCUGGCGUUCAUCGCGGUGCGGCUGUGCAGGAGGGGCAGGGCGGGCUUGGUGGGCGGCUGCUCGGUGCCCGAGGGCCACUUUCCGGGCCACCUGGUGGACGUCAGCGGCACAGGGACCCUGUCCCAGAGCUACCAGUACGAGGUGUGUCUGAAGGGAGGCUCUGGGACCAGCGAGUUCAAGUUUCUGAAGCCGAUUCUUCCCAGCUUCCCUCCUCAAGGAACUUGGGAGGAAUUGAAGGAAAUCCCCACCUUUCGGAAUAGCUUCCUAUUCAGUUAAGUAUUGUAUUAUUCUACUAAACCCUACUUAAUAAAUAUGGAAAUCUCC
Messenger RNA from Artibeus jamaicensis (Jamaican fruit-eating bat), 2609 nucleotides. RefSeq names its product protocadherin beta 6 (gene PCDHB6). Lineage: Eukaryota; Metazoa; Chordata; Mammalia; Chiroptera; Phyllostomidae. Gene Ontology annotation, molecular function: calcium ion binding. Gene Ontology annotation, cellular component: plasma membrane. Gene Ontology annotation, biological process: homophilic cell-cell adhesion. The record is from RefSeq and is a predicted model, not a curated record.